AUGGGGUUUAGCAGGGGAGAUCUUGUUGAAGUUGUAAGCAAAGAAGAUGGAUUUCUGGGUUCUUAUUAUGAAGCAAUUGUUGUGUGUCAACCUCUCAAAAAAGAUUACAUCGUGCAGUAUAAAACCCUAUUGAAAGAUGAUCAAUCGGAUCCCCUGACGGAGUUUGUUACCCACUCAGAACUCCGGCCAGUUCCGCCGGAGAUUCCGGUGAGUAGAUUUAAUUUGAAUGAUCAAGUUGAUGCGUUUGGUAAUGAUGGAUGGUGGGUUGGAAGAAUUACUGGUAAAAUUGGGAGUAGGUAUUUUGUGUAUUUUGAAUGUAGUGGAGAUGAAUGUGGGUAUUUUAUAAGUGAUUUGAGAGUUCAUCAAGAUUGGAUUGAUGGGAAAUGGGUUUGUUCAAAAUAG
Messenger RNA from Solanum pennellii, 402 nucleotides. RefSeq names its product DUF724 domain-containing protein 2-like. The coding region runs from base 1 to 402 and encodes 133 amino acids. NCBI's taxonomy places the organism in Eukaryota, Viridiplantae, Streptophyta, Magnoliopsida, Solanales, Solanaceae. The transcript has a single exon. The record is from RefSeq and is a predicted model, not a curated record.